AUGGCCUCCGCGGGGUCCCAAGUGGCCGAGCUUGCCUCCAAGCUUUACGAUGCAUGCGUGAACGAAUUCGACCCGGACCACCUCUUCUACCAGAAUGAUUUCCUCAAUCUCAAAGUCAUUCCCAAGAAUGACGUCGCAUUACUGUUGCAAUGCGCCCAGAGCUUGGUCGAUCAAAAUCUUUUCCGACUUCUCCAAAAAGAUGGAAAAUUGACUUGGCGACUGAUUGACCGCGAGGACGCUGAGAAACUCCGCAACCUCACACCUGACGAGGCGAUGGUUUACAAUGUCAUUCACUCGACAGGCAGGACAGGCAUUUGGGUGCGACACAUCGGAAGCCGCACGAAUUUGCACAAGUCAAUCCUGGACCGCUGCCUCAAAUCGCUCGAGAGCAAGAACUACAUCAAAUCUCUGCACAAUGUCAAAUAUCCCAGCCGGAAGAUGUACAUGCUGGCCGGCCUUGCUCCAAGCGAGGAGGUCACGGGCGGAGCAUGGUUCACAGACGGUGUACUCGAUGCCAACUUCAUCAACACAGUCGCCGGCUUUAUUGAAUUCACAGUCAGCAAACUGAGCUGGUACGAAGUGCCGGCCUCAGACAGCGGCCGCAACAAGCGCCUCAAAACCGCCUCUGGAAAGGCUGACGUCAAGUCCGACGAAAAGAUGUUCCUCCCUUACCCGCACGGCUACAAGGGAUACCCCAACGUGCAGACGAUCACCAGCGCCGUCAACAGCAGCGGCAUCACGCCUGUUCGGCUGGGAGACGAGAGCGUCGUCCAAUUGAUGGAGAUGCUUUGCUACGACAACAAGCUCGUAUCCCUUGGAGCGGGCGAAUACUACCGAUCCCUCCAAAGUCCCAGCGCCAUCCAGGCCAACCAAAAGCGCAAGACACCCAUCGAAGGCGACGACCUCGCCGUCGUCAACAAGCACCUGGUGAAGAACGGCAUGACCGAAGCACCCUGCGGCCAGUGCCCCGUCUUCCGCCUCUGCUCGCCCGGCGGCGCAGUCAGCCCAGAGACCUGCGAGUACUUCGACCCCUGGCUGAGCAACGGGCUCGGUUUCUAA
Molecule: messenger RNA, 1059 nt
Organism: Penicillium nucicola
Lineage: Eukaryota; Fungi; Ascomycota; Eurotiomycetes; Eurotiales; Aspergillaceae
Product: RPC34 RNA polymerase subunit family protein
Exons: 2
Coding region: 1-1059 (352 amino acids)
Biological process (GO): transcription by RNA polymerase III
Cellular component (GO): RNA polymerase III complex
Source: RefSeq, a predicted model, not a curated record